CACCCGCCCCUCCUCCGACACAAUCGCCUUCUGUUUAGCACCGCCGGAGGAGGAGACCGCGGUUCGGGUACACCUGAUUUCGUUGAAGCCAUUCAUCAUCGACGUCCAUACAAUGCCGCAAGUACAGAAAAUCACUUCUUCGGAAGUGGCCAAGCAUGCGCUGGCCGAGGACUGCUGGAUCGUGGUCAACGGCAAGGUCUACGAUCUUACCAAAUUCGCCCCUAAUCAUCCCGGAGGAGCCGAGAUCAUCCAUCAAUUCGCCGGGAAAGAUGGCACCAAAACAUACAACAUGUACCACUCCAAGGAGCUCAUCGAAAAGGAAUUGGUCGACGAAGACAAGAAGGGCGACUUCGACGAAUCGUCAAUCGACUCCAAAUGGACCGAUGCCAACAAGGAAGACGAGUCAGCCAAGUCGCCAUUGGACCCCGAGCAGAAACCGCCUCUCGCAGCGCUGAUCAAUGCCGACGAUUUCGAACGGUCGUUCGAAAAAUACGGACCGAGGAAGCCGUGGGCGUACAUCACUGGAGCCUCCAACGACCUACUGACUUACGAUGCAAACAAAACAUGCUGGCACAAGCUCUGGUUUCGCCCGCGAAUCAUGCGCGAUGUCAAGGCUAUCACCACAAGGACGAAGAUGCUGGGUCAAGAGGUGACCAUGCCUCUCUUGAUUGCGCCCAUGGGCAUUGCCAAGACCGCUGGCGACGAAGGCGAGCUGGCACUCGGCGCCGGUGCUGCACGAGGUGGCAUCAUCCACGUCCAAUCUACCGCUGCAUCGUUCAGCGUCGAGGACAUCCUGGCCGCCGUGCCCAAAACACAUCCCUACUUCUUCCAGCUCUACGUCGACCGUAAUCGAAAGAAAACGGAAGAAUUACUCCAGCGACUGGAGACGAUGGAUCAGAUCAAGGCCAUCUUCGUCACGGUGGAUCUACCAGUGGUAUCGAAGCGAGAGGCGGACGAAAGAGUACUCGAAGAACAAAAAGUGUCGCUGUACUCCGGCGAUGGCGUUACUAACAAGCCCGACAAGAAGGGCGGUGGGUUGGCGAGAACCACGGGCGGUUUCAUCGAAUGGCAACUGACGUGGAACGAUCUUCCGUGGAUCAAGAGGUUCACCAGCAAACCCAUUGUGAUCAAGGGUAUUCAGACCGCCGCAGACGCAAAGCUUGCCCUCGAACUGGGUUGCGCGGGCAUUGUCGUGUCGAAUCAUGGUGGACGUGCUUUGGACAACGCUCCGGCGACACUUCUUUCACUCCUGGAGAUCAGAAGAGACUGUCCCGAAGUCUUCACCAGGAUGGAAGUGUACGUCGACGGCGGAGUGAGGAGAGGAUCAGACAUUCUCAAGGCUGUCAUGAUUGGCGCCCAGGGCGUGGGAGUCGGCCGCCCCUUCCAGUGCGCCGUCGCGUAUAACACGAAUGGUGUCGAGCACCUUUGUGACAUCUUCCAAGACGAACUGGAAACCGCCAUGCGGCUUUGCGGCGUGACGGAUUUGAACAAGGUGCGAGGCGACAUGCAAUAUCUCAACACCAGCGAGCUGGAUCAGUUCCUCCCUCCCAAGCCGCAGACUGGACUUUUUGGAUUCUUGCGAUCGAAGUUGUAAAUAAAGAGACCAACAAUCAUAGCAUAUCGACUGCUCAAUCCGAGUUGGUGUAGAGCAUGUAAGACUGGUUAGCUUUGUCUGCCAGGAUAACACACAAGCAAUCCGAACGAUCGUAUACAUCUGCGCCUGCAGGCUUUGCCUAGUAUUGUUCUCUGAAGUGGGAAUGCCGUCGAGUGCCAUUGAGUAUUUGGUCUGAAAGACGUUGCGCCACCCGCGGAGCAGAAGCAUCAGCCACAUCAAAAAAG
Messenger RNA from Neohortaea acidophila, 1839 nucleotides. RefSeq names its product FMN-dependent dehydrogenase-domain-containing protein. Gene Ontology annotation, molecular function: oxidoreductase activity. The transcript has 3 exons. Lineage: Eukaryota; Fungi; Ascomycota; Dothideomycetes; Mycosphaerellales; Teratosphaeriaceae. The coding region runs from base 113 to 1594 and encodes 493 amino acids. The record is from RefSeq and is a predicted model, not a curated record.